AUGACCGCGCCAGUGGCUGCCGAUGGUGCUGCUGCGGGCAAUUUCACCAGCAACGCAGACUAUAUCGCUUUCGACUCGCCUUCGCCUUCACUUGCUGGACCAUCUCGGCCGGCAUCUCGAUCCAGUUCUCCGAGACUUACUUCUGCCGACCCGAAGAGCAAGAAGAGAAAGGCUGGGGCAGAGGAUACAUCUAGCUCUACUCCAUCGUCGAAGCAGAAAGAUAAAAGAGGCAAGAAGAAGGACAACUCAGAGAGCGCCAAGAAAGACAAGGGGAAAGGGAAAGCCAACGAUUCAAAUGGAGUCUCUCGCGAACCGCCUACGGGACCUAGGAAUCUGAAAGAGGAACGAAGAGCAGCUGAGAGAGGCUGUCCAUGGGUCACAUUGGUUGACUGGGAAAAUUGUAACGAUCCAGCGGAAAUACUCAAUAGCGAGAUUCAGGCAUUUUACCAAUACAUGUCUCCCACUCGUGUGGAGUAUGAGGUCCGACUCUGCAUCAUCGAGCUUAUAUCCCGGACAGUCAAAAGGACCUGGCCGGAAGCGGAAGUACAUCCGUUUGGAUCGUGGCAGACCCAGCUGUAUCUUCCCUCAGGUGAUAUUGACCUCGUCGUCACAACCAACCGCCUCACUGUGUCCAACAAAGCAAAGCUACUCGCUGAGCUUGCUCGAGCGAUGCGAAUGGCUUAUUUGACGGAUGUCGUUGCCAUCAUCUCCAAAGCCCGCGUCCCGAUUAUCAAAUUUGUUACCACCCAAGGGAGCUUGAACGUUGAUAUCUCCCUCAACCAGACAAACGGUAUCAAUGCAGGAAUGAUCAUCAACAAGUAUCUUGAGAUCUUACCCGGGGCACGACAACUCAUCGUUGUUGUCAAAGCUUUUCUGAGCCAACGAUCAAUGAACGAAGUAUACACUGGAGGUCUGGGUAGUUAUUCAGUCAUCUGUCUAGUGAUCAGCUUUCUCCAAGUACACCCCAAGCUCAGACGAUCGGAAAUUGACCCCGAAAAGAAUCUUGGCACGCUAUUGAUUGAAUUCUUCGAACUCUACGGACGUAACUUCAACUACGAAGACGUGGGACUGUCAAUUCGCCGGGGUGGAUUUUACUACUCGAAACAGUCGAGGGGAUGGUACAAGGCACAACAACCAUUCACUUUGAGCAUCGAAGAUCCUCAGGACAAGGAUAACAACAUCUCCGUCGGAUCUUACGGCAUUAGACAAGUCAGAGCAACAUUGGCAGGUGCUUUUGAGAUGCUUCAGGCCAAGCUGUUUGAACGAGCGGAGAACAUGUAUUCUAGGGAGAAUGGUGCAGGUCUCAGGAAGAGUGAACCAGAGGACAUGAGCAUACUCUCGGGCAUCAUGGGCGUCACGAAAGAGGUAAAUACGUCCUCACCCGCAAUGUGA
Molecule: messenger RNA, 1392 nt
Organism: Kockovaella imperatae
Lineage: Eukaryota; Fungi; Basidiomycota; Tremellomycetes; Tremellales; Cuniculitremaceae
Exons: 6
Coding region: 1-1392 (463 amino acids)
Biological process (GO): RNA 3'-end processing
Cellular component (GO): TRAMP complex; nucleolus
Molecular function (GO): poly(A) RNA polymerase activity; mRNA binding
Source: RefSeq, a predicted model, not a curated record